AUGGCAGACGGACCAAAUGGGGAUUCUUGCACAACUGACCCUGGACAUCUUUCUUAUGAGACAACACCUUUGGCCACACCGAUCCUCUCAGAAAUCGCAGAAGCUCUACAAAAUGGAAUGCAACCCCUAUUCCACGACGUAAAAGUCGACAUAGCUAGUUGUCCUUAUCUGACUGCAGCACCAUAUAAUCUCGCCGGAGUAGGACUAGGUGGCAACACGUCGAUAGUAGAAAUCCUUCCUCACGGUGGAAAUGUAUCGUGGUAUCGUAAUAAACGGGAUAUUCAAGAAAUACUCACAACCAGCUGCCAUGAUUCCUUUGCCAUUGGAUCUUCUUAUGCUACAAAACCAGGCAUGCCUUAUUACGGACAUCUCAUCGUGAAUGCAACGUACAGAGCACCUAUGGAUCUUAGGAACGAGAGUCGCCUUGUUUUCGCAGAGAGGCCUAACGGACAAACAACAAUAGAAAAGUUAACUGAUCCUAACCAAAUGAAAGCCACUCACAAGUGCACUCUGUUUGUCAGCGAGGGUAUGGCGGGCCGUGUUAUCAGAGUGCGUGCCAAAGGUCGAAAAACUAGAGACACAGAUAUCAUAACUUCAAUGCAAACGGUUCUUUACGAAAGAUAUAGAGAAGAUGAAAAUAAAGUUGUUGGUUUAGGUGGUGUUCUAAAAAUGAAAUACGGAAGUGUGGCAUGUAACCUUAUGUGGGACGAUUAUCAGGAGCCUAUGUUACCAUUUGAUGAUUUUAUUAGAGGGCAGCAAUGCUCCGAGAUAUAUCUAGAGUCAGAUAUGAUAGCCGUUGGCGCAAUAAUGAACGAUAAGCCAGAACUAUUGACUCAGGAACAGCGUUACGGUACUAAUGUAUACAAUAGAAGUGAGUUCCAUUGUUUCUCUAAUUACGGAGCAGGAGGACAAUUUAUUAACGAUACUACACCAGAUAUGACAGAAUAUGAAGGUUACUUUAACGUAGCGGAAAAGUAUCAAUAUUGA
Trachymyrmex septentrionalis is the source of this 987-nucleotide messenger RNA. RefSeq names its product ester hydrolase C11orf54 homolog. NCBI's taxonomy places the organism in Eukaryota, Metazoa, Arthropoda, Insecta, Hymenoptera, Formicidae. The record is from RefSeq and is a predicted model, not a curated record. The transcript has 6 exons. Gene Ontology annotation, molecular function: zinc ion binding; hydrolase activity, acting on ester bonds. Gene Ontology annotation, cellular component: nucleus. The coding region runs from base 1 to 987 and encodes 328 amino acids.